This is a messenger RNA of Capsaspora owczarzaki ATCC 30864, 2953 nucleotides long. Its product is annotated as AFG3-like protein 2. Lineage: Eukaryota; Filasterea; Ministeriida; Capsasporidae. The record is from RefSeq and is a predicted model, not a curated record. The transcript is spliced from 3 exons. Gene Ontology annotation, biological process: mitochondrial protein processing; protein-containing complex assembly. Gene Ontology annotation, molecular function: zinc ion binding; metalloendopeptidase activity; ATP-dependent peptidase activity. The coding region runs from base 218 to 2875 and encodes 885 amino acids. Gene Ontology annotation, cellular component: membrane; m-AAA complex.
CUUUUUUUUUUUUUUUCGAGAUCUGUCUUAACCUUUGCUUCUCUCUCUCUGCUUUUUGCACUUGUUCCUGACGCAAAUAGUCCUCUCGUCGUCGAUCUCGCUUUGUGGAAUUGGUCUUUGCAAUCCCAUCCACGUUCAUCGAUCUGAUCUUGCAAACGACCCCCCCCCCAUCAGCAGAGGCAAAGCGGAACAUUGAAAAAAGAAGGAAAAAAAAAGGAUGACCAUCUCGCUUGGCUUGACGGCGAUGCUCCAACGACGCUCGCACGCGUUGCUCGAGAUCAGCAGGCAGCAGGCGCGGGCGCAGGCACGGCAGGAACUGGCAGGGUGGAGGCAGCUCGCGGGCCGCAGGGCACUGAGCACCAGCCCACUCGCAGCCAACUCCUCUGUGCUCUCUGCUGGAGCCGCCACCGGCCAUCCCACUCCUGUUCAAGCAGCUGCGCUGGGAGGACUGUCGCUGGCAUCGCGAUUGCACACAACCAUCGCGCUGAUGCGGACCGCACGCUUGCCGCAGUACACGCUCGGCGCCGUGCUCAGCUCGCGGGUGCAGCAGUUUGCGUCUGCCGCUCCUCGCAACAACCGACCACCGCGCGGACAGGACCGAGCGGAAGAGACGGAUGACAAGAGCAAGCGCAACAAGCAGUCCUCCUCCAACGAUGCAGAGAACAAGGGCGAGCAAGGCAACAAGAAGGGCAAGGACAACAGCAACUUUGAGUUUGAGUUCCAGCCAAGCAAGUUUGCGCUGCCCGCCUUCGUGCUCGGCACCAUGGGCCUCGUCUUCUUGGGCACCACCUCACAGCGAUCGCGCGAAACCACCUGGCACGAGUUCCGCUCAACCAUGCUCGACAAGGGUCAGGUGGAGCGCCUCACUGUCGUCAACCGAUCCUACGUUCGCGUCAAGCUGCGCGACCCGCAUGCACCCCACUACUGGUUUGCCAUCGGAAGUGUUGACACCUUUGAGCGCCAAAUGGAGCAGGCCCAGAAGGAGCUGAACAUUGAACCCCGCGAGUUUGUGCCCAUCUCGUAUCUCACCGAGGCCGACUACUCGUCUGCACUGCUCAGCCUCGCUUCGCCCCUCAUUUUCUUUGGCGUCAUGAUCUGGCUCAUCCGGAAAAACCUGUCUUCUGCUGGCCCCUCCCUGCGUGGAGGUCCCGGAGGAAUGUUCAACUUUGGCAAGGCCAAGCAUCGCUUUUACAAUAAGGAAACCAACAUUGGCAUCAAGUUCAAGGAUGUGGCUGGCUGCGAGGAAGCCAAGGUCGAAAUCAUGGAAUUUGUCAACUUUUUGAAGCAUCCGAGCGUCUACCGCGAGCUGGGCGCCAAAAUCCCCAAGGGCGCCGUCCUGUCCGGACCACCUGGCACGGGCAAAACCCUGCUGGCCAAGGCGACUGCCGGUGAGGCAGGCGUUCCGUUCCUGAGCAUUUCGGGCUCUGAGUUUCUGGAAAUGUUUGUCGGUGUGGGCUCGUCGCGCGUUCGCGAUCUCUUUGAGCAGGCUCGCGAGAAUGCCCCUUGCAUCAUUUUCAUUGACGAAAUCGACGCCAUCGGUCGCGCUCGUGGUCGUGGUAACAUGUCUGGCUCGCACGACGAGCGCGAAAACACGCUCAACCAACUGCUCGUUGAAAUGGAUGGCUUUGACUCGACCACAAACGUGAUCGUGCUCGCGGGCACCAACCGCGUGGACGUCCUGGACCCUGCUCUUCUCCGCCCUGGCCGCUUUGACCGCAACAUUGUCAUUGACCGACCCGACAUUAAGGGUCGCAACUCCAUCUUCCGAGUCCACCUCAAGCCCAUCAAGCUGCACCCGUCGAUUGUCCUGCAAGAGCUCUCUCGCAAGCUGUCCGCGUUGACGCCUGGCUUCACUGGUGCCGAUAUCGCGAACGUUUGCAAUGAAGCCGCCCUCAUUGCUGCCCGCUAUGCCGCCGAGUUUGUCGAGGAAAAGCACUUUGACCAGGCGAUUGAGCGUGUCAUUGCAGGUCUCGAAAAGAAGAACAAGGUGCUUUCGCCAGAGGAGAAGAAGGUUGUUGCCUAUCACGAAGCCGGCCACGCCACCGUCGGCUGGUAUUUGGAGCAUGCCGAUCCUCUAUUGAAGGUUUCAAUCAUUCCUCGAGGCUCUGCUGCGCUUGGCUAUGCUCAGUACCUCCCUCAAGAAAACUACUUGUACUCGAUGGAACAGUUGCGUGAUCGUAUGUGCAUGACCCUUGGUGGCCGUGUGGCGGAAGAAGUGUUUUUUGGCCGCAUUACUACCGGCGCCCAAGACGAUCUGAGCAAGGUGACCAAGCUGGCCUAUGGUCAAGUCGCCAAGUUUGGUAUGAACCCGCUGGUUGGCCCCUUGUCAUACGACUUGCCCGGAGAGGACGAUCCAAUGCUCGAGAAGCCGUACAGCGAGGCAACAGCCCAGCUGAUUGACGAACAGGUGCGCAAGCUCGUCCAGGACGCUCUUGAGCGGACUCGCGCGCUGCUGACCGAGCGGCGUGCUGAGGCGGAAAAGGUGGCUCAAUUGUUGCUCGAGCGCGAGGUGAUUUCGCGCCACGACAUGACCGAGCUGCUUGGCAAGCGACCCUUCGUGGAAAAGCACGCGUACGAGGACUUUGUUGCGGGCACUGGUGCCGAAGAGGAGGAUUUGAAAUUGCCCCCUGGUCUAGCUGCCCAGCGUGCUGCUGAUGAAGCGGCGGAGGCCGCCAAGGCUGCCAAAGAGGCGGACAAGAAGCAAAAGGCCUCUGACAACAACGAGGACGAAGACGAGGACGACGAGGACGAUGACGACCAAUUUGACGAUAACGAUCGCAAGUCGCGCAAUGCCAGGAAGGCAAACAAGCCCAAGGUCCAAGUGUGGCAGGUCUCGUGGCAAUGGCCUCCCAAGUCGAAGAAGAAUUCCAAGUAAAGAUGUACUUUGAUUUUGAUUUGUUUGGGUUUUUCUACAGUAGCUUGCUUGUAGAUUAAAAAAAGUUGUAUUGCUCGA